Messenger RNA from Prorocentrum cordatum, 1769 nucleotides. The record is from the annotation of a GenBank genome assembly. NCBI's taxonomy places the organism in Eukaryota, Dinophyceae, Prorocentrales, Prorocentraceae.
AGCAGCCACUUCGGCUCAAAGGGAGGGGGGGCAGCCGGGCGCUCCCCGCGCGGCCCCAUGCGACAGGUGCUCCGGCGGCCGCCCGCGCCAGCCCCAGGCCACCGCGCGGCAUGUCCGAGGUCUACAUCAAGGAGCCGAACACCAAUGGCAAGGCCGUGCUCCGCACCACCCACGGCGACCUGGAGAUUGAGAUGUGGGCGACCGAGGCGCCGAAGGCGUGUCGAAACUUCUGCCAGCUCAUCCUGGAGGGCUAUUAUAAUGGGACGAUAUUCCACCGCGUCAUCAAGGACUUCAUCGUCCAGGGGGGGGACAAGACGAACACUGGGGAGGGGAGCGAGUCGAUCUACGGCGAGCCCUACCCGGACGAGGUCCACCCGCGGCUGAAGUUCAGGUACAGGGGCAUGAUGGGCAUUGCCAGCGCUGGGAAGGGAACGAAGACGAACGGGAGCCAGUUCUUCAUCGCCCUCGACCGCGCGCCCAUGUUGGAUAUGAAGCACACCCUCUUUGCAAAGGUCGUCGGGCAGACCAUCUACAACUUGGUGCGGAUAAACGACGUCUCCGUGGACAAGCACGACCGGCCGCUGGAUCCGCCGCGUGUGCUCAGGGCUGAGCUCACCUGGGACCCCUUCGGGGACCUCGAGCCUCGCUCGAUUCCGGCCCCCCCCUCGUCGGGGGCCAAGCCCGCCCCAGAACAGUUCCGGAGGGCGCCCGUGCGCAACAAGAAGGUGCUCUCCUUCGGCGACGAGGAGCAGGACUCGGACGACGACGGGGCCCCCGCCACCAAGAAGGGGGGCGCCCACGACCUGCUGGACGACCCCAGGCUCCUCAAGGGCCAGGGCGCCCGGCCCGGCGGAGCGGCGGCGCAGGGGCCGGGCGCAAGGGCGCAGGACCGCAAGGAGGAGGGUGGGCGUAUCAGCCUGCGCCUUUUCCCGGCCCACAGCGCGGGGUUUGCAGAUUGCGGCCUCGGGAUGGCUGGGAGCAGAGGCGCAGGCCGAGGCCCAGGGCAAAAAGGGUUGCGGCUCCGCGAUUUGGUCACAACCUUCGAGGCCCUCGGCGACCAGCGACAGCUUCAGCACUGCAAAUUUCAGGUUUCCAAGUUCCAGGCGGUUUCGAGGCCGCCCCCGCCACCCACUGUGGGUGCGGCCAAGCAUACCAUGGCCCAGGCGCGCCAGCAGCUGGACCGCACGGUGCAGGCGACGAGCAAGCUGGAGGAGCAGCUUCGCUUGGCGAAGCAUCAGGCAGUCCUGGCGCACUGCCAGUUCCAGGAGUGCGAGAAGCCGCCCGCCAAGACGUCCCUCGUCCUGGCGCUGCUGCUGGAAGGGGGCGAGGUCGAGCUCAACGACAAUGGCAUAUUCGGGCUGGCAGACGAGGGCUCGGAGUUCUCGAAGGAGGAGCAGGCCGAGCUGGAUUCACGCGAAGCCAGGGUGCUCACCAUCUUCCGCGAGGCGGCGCAGGCUGCCUUCGGAGAGGCCGGCGGCGCUCCGAAGCGGCCGGCCGCGCCCGCAGCGGCCGCCGAGGCGGCGCCGGCCGCCGCCCGCGGCGGUCGGCCGGCGCUCGCCGUCGCUGGCCUGGGGGUGGUCGGCAGGGACUUUUACGGCGUGUUCCCGCUGCGGGGCAAGCUGAGGAACGUCCGCGAGCUCAGCGCCAAGCAGACCAUCGACAACCGGGAGCCGCCCGCCGGCUGCCUCCCCGGCCUGGCUCCCGGGCGCCGGGGAGAGGAGGCUGUCGACAGCGAUCAGACCACGGGCAUGCGUCCCAAGGCAGCGUAG